UAUCAUUAAUUCAACUAAGAAAUAACACUUGCUAGAUUAGUACCUAGCUUUAACUCUCUCAUCAGUUCAAAUCAAAUGGGUUCUGCUCGCAUAGCCUUCUUUGCCAUGUCAAUGAUUCUGGUUUCCUCAGUUGCCAUGGCUACUGAUCAUAUUGUGGGUGAUGACAAGGGCUGGACUGUUAACUUUAACUACACUCAGUGGGCUCAGGACAAGGUUUUCCGUGUGGGUGACAACCUUGUGUUCAAUUAUGACAAUGCGAAGCACAAUGUGUUCAAAGUGAGCGGUGCAUCUUUCAAGGAUUGCACCAUACCACCAGCAAAUGAAGCACUCACCACUGGAAAGGACGUCAUUCCAUUAACAACUGAAGGGAGGAAAUGGUAUAUUUGUGGCAAGGCUGAUCACUGCAUUGCUCGUCAAAUGAAGUUUGUGAUCAAUGUUGAAGCACAAGCUGCACCUGCUCCUUCUGCUGCUCACUCUAUGGUGUCAUCUGUCCUUGGGGUCAUCAUGUCAGCCAUGGUUGUCAUCACAGCUUUCUUUGCAUGAAAGAAAUGCAACUUCUGCAGCUGUAUUUUUGUUUUUGUUUUUAGAACAAGAGUUUGCACUAACUCACUAGCGAGAUGCAGCCAUAUUUGUUUUAGCUUGACGAUGAAUUAUGAUGAUUCUAUUUCUACUUUAGUGUAAUUUUAGUGUGAUCUAAAUUUCACAUCUAAACUUUAGUUUGGAAAAGAAAAUAAGAGUGUACCAAAAGCAAGGCACUUUUGCUAUAUGAGACUAUCUGAGCCAUUUCUAA
This is a messenger RNA of Lotus japonicus, 790 nucleotides long. Its product is annotated as blue copper protein 1a-like. The transcript is spliced from 2 exons. The record is from RefSeq and is a predicted model, not a curated record. Gene Ontology annotation, molecular function: electron transfer activity. Gene Ontology annotation, cellular component: plasma membrane. NCBI's taxonomy places the organism in Eukaryota, Viridiplantae, Streptophyta, Magnoliopsida, Fabales, Fabaceae. The coding region runs from base 76 to 543 and encodes 155 amino acids.